Messenger RNA from Pogonomyrmex barbatus (red harvester ant), 2689 nucleotides. It is a transcript of the gene pain, whose product is annotated as transient receptor potential cation channel family member painless. The record is from RefSeq and is a predicted model, not a curated record. Lineage: Eukaryota; Metazoa; Arthropoda; Insecta; Hymenoptera; Formicidae. Gene Ontology annotation, molecular function: protein binding; monoatomic ion channel activity. Gene Ontology annotation, cellular component: membrane; transmembrane transporter complex. Gene Ontology annotation, biological process: monoatomic ion transmembrane transport.
ACCAAGGCAAUCUAAAUUUAAUAUUUUAUCUCCAGAUAUUAAAAUGGAUCUCGAAGAAGAUUCACUGCAAGAGUGUUUGCUGAAUGUUUAUGAACCUACUUCAAAUAAUACUCAAAUCCUUUAUAAAUUACUGUUGAAGGCUUUACAGUCCAAAGACUUCCGUUCUUUUAAAAAUAUAAUAGAACAUGAUUUAAAGAAGCAAUCAUCUACUUUGAAUAUCAACUAUAUAUAUCCAAAUUCACAAGAAACAUGCCUCGAUAUGGCUAGUAGAAAUGGUCUAACAGAAUUCGUGGAAUUUUUAUUGCGCCAAGGAGCAAAACCCAACAGAAUAAACGAAGCGCACAAUCGCGCUCCUAUUCAUUUUAUCACUGAAAAUGGAUAUGUAAAUACAUUGGCAGUUUUACUAACAGAACCGACAAUAAAUUUGAAUCUCGAGGCGGGACAACAGACCGCAUUACACAUUGCGGUAAGAAGAAAGGAUCUGAUGUGCGCUAGUUUGUUAUUGGAGAAAGGCGCUAGUGCUAGUAUUCCAAAUAGCAAGGGCCUUACAGCUCUUCAUUUAGCGGCAAUAAAAGGCCAGCGAAAUAUGGUAGAAUUAAUAUUGGAAAAAGGUCGACAAUGUCCAGAUAUUGACACCUAUAAAGAUUACAACAAUCAAACGACACGAGAGGUAAUCCAACAGAACUUGCCAGAUCUAAUAUUAUCACCCAAAUAUGAAAAUCGCGAAAUAAAUGUGCAUGAUCUCAAGUAUUAUUUGAUCGCCAACGAUGAAAUAAAUUUUCUGAAAAAUAUAGAAUAUGUCGAAAUAGAAGCACUUCACAGUGUAGCUGAAGAAUUAUUAGAGAUGACUUCAAAACGAAAUUUUCAUGAAGCUGUGAUUAGAAUCCUAGAAAAACUUAAGGGGAGACAGUUUAAUAUAGAAAAAGCCGCACAGAUGGCUAUUCAACAGAAUAAUCAUAUUAUUCUUCAGAAAUUGCUAAAUGUAGAGCCCAAUGUAGUUGAUGAUCUAAUCCUGAAUGCCUGUCUGGAACUCGGGAUGCCAGCAAAACGAGGAACUGACAAUUUUCCUGAUCGAUUGAACUGCUUAAAAUUGAUUUUAGAACAAGAAAAUGUCAAUGUUCGUUGCAGUGACAACAAAGGCAACACUCCAUUACAUUAUGCUGCUAGUGCUGGUUGUCAAGAAGCAGUAACUUUACUUCUUGACCGAGGCAGUUACAUCGGUCAUAUGAACAAAUUCAAUAUACCGUCUAUUGCAGAUAUUCCAGCAUGCACGCUAACACGUUAUUUUGAUAACUGUUUACAGAUGCGAAAGGAACGAACAAACGAGUACACGAUCGAAUUUAAUUAUCAUUGUUUAAUGCCACACAACAUUCUUACAAAAUAUGAUAAAACUCACUGGGCAAAUCGCGAGAUGGAAAUAUUCAAAUAUAUCGCCAGCAACGAUGGUCUCAGACAGUUACUAAGACAUCCAUUGCUUUCUUCUUUUCUUUAUCUGAAAUGGCAUAGAAUACGGCACGUUUUAUAUGCAAAUUUCAUCUUUUACGUCAUUUUUUAUUUUCUGUUAAAUACUUACAUUUUGAGUAUGACUUAUGACACUCGAAUAGAAAAUGAAAUGCAGUUUGUUAAUAAUAGCUUUAAUAUGACUUUGGAAAAUACUUCACGAAUUAUUUGGUAUUAUAAUUUUUUGUGGGCCUUUACUACUGUAAUGUUACUGCUCUUUAUUUUCCGAGAGAUUCUCCAAUUUAUCUCUCAUAUUCGGUGUUAUCUAACAAACUUAGAAAACUGGUUAGAAAUUAUAUUAAUUAUACUCAGUGCUACUUUGCUAUGUGGCGCAGGACCUCAAGUCGGUGCGAUAGUAAUCUUAUUGUCAGCCUGGGAACUGGUAAUCUUAAUUAGUCAGCAUCCGCGUAUGUCCACUGGCAUUGAAAUGUUCCGUACAGUUUCUUUCAAUUUCAUGCGUUUUCUAUUCCCUUACUUGUUUCUUAUCCUUGCCUUUGCUUUGGCUUUUUAUACGCUCUUCAAAGACGGCAACGACACGAACUUCCCUGAUCCUGGUCGUUCACUUUUCAAAACUAUCAUUAUGCUCACUGGCGAAUUUGAUGCUAAUGAUAUUCCGUUUAUUGCACAUCCUAUUUGGAGUCACAUUGUAUUUAUGUUAUUUGUUUUCCUCAUUGCUAUCGUGCUGUUUAAUCUGCUCAAUGGUUUGGCAGUCAAUGACACUGCUGAGAUUUUAUCUAAAGCCGAACUAGUCGGACUUAUUUCUCGAAUACAUCUAAUUGCCUACAUUGAAGAUAUAGCGAUCAGCAAACCUUUUAAAUAUUGUUUUUGCUGCGGGAAUUUGCGAUUACUGCGAUCCUGGAAUCCUUUUGGCUUUCUCGCCAAGAGAAUUCUUUUAUUUCCUCAAUUGCUGAAAAAUGGUAAAAUCAGUAUCAAGCCAUGCAAUAAUCUAGACGCUUAUGAUAACGAUAGAUAUUAUAAUAAGAAUGCUCACAGUGAAUUCGUAAUCCAUGACAAUCAGUGGACUACUUUGAAGAUGGAUUCUGAUAUAAUUAAACAAACUAAACGUAUUAUUUAUAAUAAGAAUCAAUUGACAGAUAAUGAAAAGAUUAUGAUUAUGUUGAAUAAAUUGCAAGAAAAAUUGUCGAAUAUGGAAAUAGUUUUAAAUACUAUAAAGCAGACAGUUAAAUAA